UUCUACUCUUUUUAUCUUAUGAACCCUUACUUUGACCAGUUUUACAACUUUCCCCACCAUCACCUCACUAACCUCUCCACCGCAACUCAACCUGCUCGUUAUUCAUUCCUUUCCUAACCUCUUUGUCUUCAAAACAUCCAAGCUUUAUAAACUCGGCUAACAUCAUGGUCAGUUAUCAGUAAACUUGUAUAGUCGUAUACUCAUACGUGUGAUAUUCCUUGCAAGAAGAAUGAAGUUCGAAGACUUCUUGAUGCCAUCAAACGAAAAGCAACGCAGAAGGAUUGCUCUUGAGGAGGAGGUUGAGGAGCUGCAAGAGAGACUAACUGGGGAGCUGCAGAUGAACGGUGUGCUGCGAAAUGCAUUAAAAGGACCUCUUCUUUCUUGUUCUUGCGUUUCUUCACUGGUUCCCCUUGAGAUGCAGGUGCUUCUAGCAGAAUUAGCAACGGUAGAAAAAGAAAUUAUUUGGCUAGAAACAAAGGUUGAGAAGCUGAAAAAGAACCUGUACAAAGAGAAGAAGCUCAAAAAAGAUAGACAGAUGGAGCCGCCAAGAAAGUAUCUUGAGAGACGAUUACCCUACAAACAGCAAAAUGAAGGAGAGCUUAAAGAUUUAAAAUGGAUUACAAUAACACGAAGCCAUAACAGGCAAAGAAGUAUAGAAGAGGGAAGGUUUUCUUUGAGCUCUAUUUCAGACAUGCAAAGCGCUUCCGCAAAAGAAGAAACUGCCAAGAGAUACCUGAGAAUUAUCAGAAAUAAACCAAACAGCAUCAUAGAUGCCGAAGCCAGCAGUGAGGAACCAAAUAGACUCUCUGAAGAGCUGCUCCAAUGCUUAAUAAGCAUAUUUGUAAAGCUAAACCAGACAUUGUCAGAAAAAGAAUCAACCUCUGCUACUUCCAAGCAUAACCUAAACUGCAUCAAUUCAAAAAACUUUUCACCCAAAAGUACAUUCAGCUGUAAAGCAAGAUCAUCUAUCACCAAUGAUGAUGGAGUAUCACAAGGUUCUGAUAGCACAGAAAUCGGUUUUGGGCCUUACAAGAACUUCAACCAAAUCACAAGAAAUUCACUCAAGACAGCUCGGCUUUCGGAUUCUUGUCCUGCAACCAAAAAACUGAGGGUUUUGCUGCAGAAGUUAUGCUAUGUGGACCUGUCAUUCUUGAGCAACAAACAAAAGCUAGCUUUCUGGAUCAACAUCUACAAUGCCUCUAUAAUGCAUGCUUACUUACAAUAUGGGCUGCCAAAUACACAGGAGGGAAUGUUAACACUACUAAACAAGGCUGCGCUAAAUGUUGGCGGGAUAGUGCUGAAUGCUCUGGCAAUUGAGCAUUACCUUCUUCGGCAUCCAAGUGAUCCAAAACUUGAUCUCAUAAACGAGAAGGAAAUGCUACUGCGUCGGGCUUAUGGACUACGGUAUCCAGAACCCAACAUAACUUUUGCACUAUGCCGAGGCAAUUGGUCUUCACCAGCCUUGUGGAUUUUUACUCCAGAAGAAGUGGUGAAUCAAUUAGGUAGAGCAAAAGUGGAAUACUUGGAAGCUUCCAUACGAGUGACGAGCAAGAGGAAGGUCCUGGUUCCCAAACUCCUUCAAUGGCACAUGCAUGAUUUUGCAGAUGACAUGGAAUCAUUAAUAGAGUGGAUAUAUAGCCAAUUACCACCAAACGGGAUACUAAAAAAAGCAAUAAUGGAGUGCCUAUAUGAAGACAGAAAAUUUCCAACAGGAAAAAUGAUAGAAAUUGUGCCCUACCAAUACGAGUUCCAGUACUUGCUGCCACAUUAGAGGAACAAUAAGGAAGAAGAAGCGACUAACAGAUCUGUUUCAACAGGCAUACGAAUGACAACUGCAAUUGAAACAAUGGAAAACAUCCAUCACAAACCUGUAAAUAGCUGUAUAACAUCAUUCAUAAAGGGGUCGAUUUAUCAUCUGUUCCUAUCUCGAUCCUCAAAACAGUAUAAAUUGGAAGAAAAAAAGAAGAAGAAGUGCACCUUACUAACAUAUGAUGCUAGAAGGUCUAUGUAGGCCUGUAAGGGUGCAAUCCAUAAUCAAUUGACCAAUUACAACCAA
This is a messenger RNA of Spinacia oleracea (spinach), 2056 nucleotides long. RefSeq lists its product as uncharacterized. The transcript has 9 exons. Bases 230 to 1771 code for a protein of 513 amino acids. The record is from RefSeq and is a predicted model, not a curated record. NCBI's taxonomy places the organism in Eukaryota, Viridiplantae, Streptophyta, Magnoliopsida, Caryophyllales, Amaranthaceae.